Messenger RNA from Nestor notabilis (Kea), 486 nucleotides. RefSeq names its product mitochondrial ribosomal protein L16 (gene MRPL16). Gene Ontology annotation, biological process: mitochondrial translation. Gene Ontology annotation, molecular function: structural constituent of ribosome; rRNA binding. The annotation marks the transcript as partial. Gene Ontology annotation, cellular component: mitochondrial large ribosomal subunit; ribosome. The transcript has a single exon. Lineage: Eukaryota; Metazoa; Chordata; Aves; Psittaciformes; Psittacidae. The record is from RefSeq and is a predicted model, not a curated record.
GCUCUGGGUGGUGGAUACCUGCACUGGGGCCACUUGGAGAUGAUCCGCUUGACCAUCGGGCGCAACAUCGACCCCAAAUCCAUGUUUGCCAUCUGGCGGGUGCCCGCUCCCUACAAACCGGUGACGAAGAAGAGUCUGGGCCACCGGAUGGGAGGUGGCAAAGGCCCCAUCGACCACUACGUGACAGCGGUGAAGAGCGGGCGCCUGGUGGUGGAGGUGGGAGGACGCUGCGAGUUCGGGGAGGUGAAGCCCUUCCUCCUGCAGGUAGCCAGGAAGCUGCCCUUCCCCGCCGUCCCCGUGAGCAGGGACAGCCUCCAGCAGAUGAGGCAGAAGGAGGAGGAGAAGAAGCUCAACAACCAGAACCCUUGGACCUUCGAGCGCGUGGUCACCACCAACAUGCUGGGGAUGAGGAGGUACCUGAGUCCCUACGACCUGCGGCUCCAGGGGCGCUACUGGGGGAAGUUCUUCCUGAAGCACAGGGUGUGA